AUGCGUGGAGUCUACAUAGGAGCGUUGCUCUCAACUGUCAAUGCCUGGUCAUACCCGGAUUGCGACCCUGACAACUGUUACAGAAACCUCGCCGAUGCUCGCUUCACUGAUGUUAUUGCGCCCUUCUGUGUCGAGUAUCUUGCUGGAUCAAUAAGUGAGAUUCCGGCCGACUACGCAAACUGUGAACCUGUUCCUUUGAGCUCGGCUUGUAGCUGUAUCACCUACACAGCAACUCAUUUGUCAUCGACAACAUCCUCCGUAACUUCAGAGUCAACAAGUGCUCCAUACGUGACCACUGCUGAGACAACAUCAAGCUCUUCGCCCGAAUACACGAGCUCCAGCUCCAGCUAUGAAGCUACCAUCACGCCGAGCUCAUCUCAUGAGUACAUCAGCUCUAGCCAUGAUGCCACUGUUACCUCGAGCUCUUCAGCUUCAUACACCCCAUCUUCUUCUUUUGAGACCUCAGUCUCGAGCUCUGAGCACCCACCUUACCAACCAAGCAUCAGUUUCGAGUACCCGAUUCACACGACCAGGUCUGAGCAUCCAGUCUACACGACCCCAGUCUCAACAUCAAACGCUAGCGCUGUGUAUCCAACUUAUUCCCCCAGCUCCCCUCCAGUCUACAUCACCACAACAGAGACUUACAAAACCUACACUACCUACUGCCCCGAGGCUACUACCGUGACCUACGGAACGCAGACUUACACCGUCUCAAAGCCAACAACUUUGACUGUGACUGACUGCACCAUUACCGCUACAUAUCCGGGGACCACGACUACCGUCAUUGUGGGCACCACGACUACAUACUGCCCAGCCCCAACAACCCUUACAAUCGGCCUGUCUACGUACCCCAUCACUACACCAGGCACCGUGACCUAUCCAAUCUACAGCACAACUAUCAUUCCCAUCAUCCCUGUCACGUCUCACUCGGCGACUCCGACCCCAAGUUACCCAGUGGCUCCCGUCACUACCGACAAACCAGCCACUCCAGGAACAGUCAUCGUUCCCUCCAAGACCUCCACCUCACCUGGUAUCGAAGUCACUGCCGCCGCUGGACGCCUCACCAGCGGUCUCGAGAUGGUGGCCGCAGGUCUCGGCGCAGCUGCCCUUGCUCUCUUAUAG
Molecule: messenger RNA, 1122 nt
Organism: Drepanopeziza brunnea f. sp. 'multigermtubi' MB_m1
Lineage: Eukaryota; Fungi; Ascomycota; Leotiomycetes; Helotiales; Drepanopezizaceae
Source: RefSeq, a predicted model, not a curated record